CAGUGCUGAUUGGAAGGAGACCAGAGAACCUCAGUCAACUUUAAACUCUCUGAAACAUGAUUCAAGAUUUAAGAAAACAUUCAGCUGCUCUGAGUGUGGGAGAAGAUUUGACCGUGAGUCACAUCUGAAGACACACAUGAGAAUCCACACAGGAGAAAAACCUUUCAGCUGCUCAGUUUGUAAGAAAUCUUUUACACAGAGAGGAAGUUUACAUAAACACAUGAGAAUCCACACAGGAGAAAAGCCUUUUAGCUGCUCAGUUUGUAAUACAUCAUUUACACAGAGUGGAGAUUUACAUAAACACAUGAGAAUCCACACAGGAGAGAAGCCUUUUAGCUGCUCAGUUUGUAAGAAAUCUUUUACACAGAAAGGAGGUUUACGGUCACACAUGAUAACUCACACAGGAGAAAAGCCUUUCAGCUGCUCAGUCUGUAAGAAAUAUUUUACACAGAGAGGAAGUUUACGGUCACACAUGACAGUCCACACAGGAGAGAAAAAAUUCAGCUGCAGUGUUUGUAACAAAAGAUUUUCCCGGCGUUCUCAUGUCAAAACACACAUGAUAACUCACACAGGAGAGAAGCCUUUUAGCUGCUCUGUUUGUAAGAAAUCUUUUACACAGAGUGAAAAUUUACGGUCACACAUGAGAACUCACACAGGAGAGAAGCCUUUCAGCUGCUCUGAGUGUGGUAAAGCUUUCGCUGAAGGUGGAAACCUGAAGAAACACAUGAUGACUCACACAGGAGAGAAGCCUUUUAGCUGCUCAGUUUGUAAGAAAUCUUUUACACAGAGUGGAUAUUUACAGAGACACAUGAGAAUCCACACAGGAGAAAAACCCUUCAGCUGCUCAGUCUGUAAGAAAUCUUGUACAGAGAGUGGAAGUUUACGGUCACACAUGGCAGUCCACACAGGAGAGAAAAGAUUCAGCUGCAGUGUUUGUAACAAAAGAUUUGCUUGAAACAGAAGCUGAUGGAGAGGACUGUGGAGGACCAGAACCAACCAGGAACUCACAUCAACAUCCACUUUUACAACAAGAGACUGAAGACCAGACUGGAGACUCUUCUGAACCUGAGACUGGUGACUAGGGAUGUCACGAGAACCAAUACUACCGAUACCUUCCUGUUCUAAAAUGACCCAUUUUUUUGUAGCACCGUAGGCAUCGUUAGCGCAAUGCCAGUGUUAGCAGCAUCGGUGCUGCACCUCUUCCGGUACUGAUUGGGGCAGUAUACGCUUCAGAGUUUUCCAGUCUAUACAUUCAGAAGUAGGAGGUCACGAACAAGUGGCCGAAGUCACGCCCUUCUACUUCCAGUGGAAAAAAUAUGAACGAGAGUCAACGGAGAGAUAGAUUCUACCCGACCUAAAAAACAGCAUGUUCACUGCAAUCUCACUGUCCUCUCUUCCCGAUUUACAGCCCCCCUCUCUUGGCUUCAAAUAACUCACCGUUGUCGGCUACAGCUGCUGAAACGGCUACACGUUGUAAACAGCCCUUGUCGCUUGCCUGCUCCUCUGGUAACGUUAGCCGUUAGCAGGGUUAGCAUGGCGCCGUUAGCCAGGACCCGUCGGGAUCACUUUACUGGCUGUGUCUCAAUUGUUGAGUACACAAAUGUUGAAAUUACAUAAAAUGCCCGUCCCUUGUAGCCGUGAUAAAUUACAUCUCCAAUAUUUACCUGGGGUUUGUAACGUCUCUGGUCGCGCAACUGUUAGAAACACUGUUGUUGUUUUUGCACAGUAGCCUACCUUUGAAAAGAUGCCUGGAAGUCUGGAAUGUGUCUGGGGACACUAGUGGUUGCACUGUGGUUACGUUCAGACUGCAGGCAAAAGUGGCCCAAAUCCAAAUCAGAUUCAGGCCACUUCCAUAUGUUGUCCUGAAUCAGACCCAGGUCUGAUUCUUUUCAAUGCGGCCGCAGUGUUAACAACCAAGGCGGAUUUGAUGCGACUUUUACCUCAAUAACCCUCGCUGCGCUCUCUCUCUCCGCGGGGAGGGGCGGGGGCCCCCUGCUCCCGGUGCGGCUGUCAAUCGGGGCGGACUGUCCUCCGUGCAUCCCAACCGCGUCGCGUCGCCAGGGCGGGAAUCGGCUCACGUAAAAAGGCGAUGUCGGCAACCCACCCGACCUGUCUUGAAACACAGACCACACGGACGCGUGCGAGUCAGAGGGUCGCCGCGUGGCGCAAUGGAAGUGAGGGCCGGCGCGCCUGCUGAGGUGGGAUCCCGGUCCUCGGGGUCAGGCGCAUCACCGGCCCGUCUCGCCUGCACCGUUGGGGAGGUGGAGCGUGGGCGCAUGUGAUAGGACCUGAAAGAUGGUGAACUAUACCUGGGCAGGGCAAAGCCAGAGGAAACUCUGGUGGAUUUGAUGUAGAAAGGUGAAAUUGUGAAAUGAAUAUUAUUUAUUUAUAUUAUUAUUAAUAAAGCCUUGCAUUUAUAAAGUCUUGGAUUUCGUUACAGAGGUCUUAUAUUGUUUUGCCUUUCCUAGGAUUAAGUUCAUACCGUAACAAAAUUAACUGUUACUAAUUAAUUAAAAACUGACCGAGCGC
Molecule: messenger RNA, 2529 nt
Organism: Perca fluviatilis (European perch)
Lineage: Eukaryota; Metazoa; Chordata; Actinopteri; Perciformes; Percidae
Product: gastrula zinc finger protein XlCGF57.1-like
Exons: 3
Coding region: 137-955 (272 amino acids)
Biological process (GO): regulation of transcription by RNA polymerase II
Cellular component (GO): nucleus
Molecular function (GO): DNA-binding transcription activator activity, RNA polymerase II-specific; RNA polymerase II cis-regulatory region sequence-specific DNA binding
Source: RefSeq, a predicted model, not a curated record